This is a messenger RNA of Malus domestica (apple), 1021 nucleotides long. RefSeq lists its product as uncharacterized. NCBI's taxonomy places the organism in Eukaryota, Viridiplantae, Streptophyta, Magnoliopsida, Rosales, Rosaceae. The record is from RefSeq and is a predicted model, not a curated record.
UAUAGGCUUAACCACCUCCAGAAUAUUAUUUCAUAUAUACCCUCUUAUUGGGUGUCACAAGCAUGCCUUCCAUCCUCUGAAACAAUAUGGAAGUGCUUGUUUAUUUAGACACCAUUUUAGUCCCCUUGAGCUUCUUCCUUCUGAUAGGCUACCAUGUCUAUCUAUGGUACACCUUCAAGGCCAAACCCUCUCUUACCACCAUUGGAAUUGACUCAAUGAGAAGAAGAAAAUGGUUUCUAGAAAUUAUGGAGGCUGAUGGUAUGAAGGGGAUGCUGGUAAUCCAAAGCUUGAGAAACACUCAAAUGGUGGCAAUAUUCACAGCUUCUACAGCAAUUGCUUUAAGCUUGACUUUGGCAGCUCUCACCAACAAUGCUUACAAUGCAAGUCACCUCGUUAUCAAAAGCCCAUUUUUUGGUUCGCAGUCUGGAAGCAUCUUUGCUCUGAAAUAUGGGUUGGCCUCAUUUCUCAUGUUGUUUAGCUCAUUAUUCAGCUCCAUGGCGACCGGGUUCCUGAUCGAUACCAUUUUUCUAAUAAACGCUUCUUUUGAGUUCUCAUAUUCCGGAAUCACAGAAACCCAACUUGAAAAAGGGUACAUGUUGGCUCUUAUUGGCAACAGGUUGCUUUGUAUUUCCUUUCCCAUGUUGUUGUGGUUGUUUGGUCCAAUGCUUGUUGCAUUGUCUUCCCUGGCCUUGGUUUGGUGGCUUUAUGAGCUUGAUUUUGCUGCCAAACUCAGCACAAGCAGUAGGCAAAGCCUUAGUUGAAGAAGAAAUCAAGCAUACAUGCAACAUGUACGUACGCAUAUUUUUGCAAUAGGCAUAGGGCUUGUCUUUCCCUAAUUUUUAUACAUGUGCCAUCAGCAAGUGUAGUUACAGGUAUCACCUUUUGAAAUACGACUUGUAGAUGCAACAGACAGUUGCAAAUUUUGAAUAUUGAUGCAUUGUGAGCCUCAUGUGCAUUAAUAUAUAGUCAAAAUUGCUUGGACUCACAAUGCAUCAACUGCAAAAAAAUGUCGUUUGAAUUU